This is a messenger RNA of Fulvia fulva, 930 nucleotides long. RefSeq names its product NADP-dependent 3-hydroxy acid dehydrogenase. The record is from RefSeq and is a predicted model, not a curated record. Gene Ontology annotation, molecular function: oxidoreductase activity. The transcript has a single exon. Lineage: Eukaryota; Fungi; Ascomycota; Dothideomycetes; Mycosphaerellales; Mycosphaerellaceae. Gene Ontology annotation, cellular component: cytosol. Bases 1 to 930 code for a protein of 309 amino acids.
AUGAGUUUCCUCAAAUCCGGACACCUCUUCCGUACCUUCAACGCAUCCAUUGCACAGCUCCGCCGUCCGACAACCACAACCACCUUACUACAACACAGCAUCCAAGCCCUCAGAAUGACCUCCUCCAUGGGCAAACGCCUCGAAGGCAAGACCAUAGUCGUCACUGGCGCCUCCAGCGGCAUCGGCAAGAGCACCGCUCUCGAAUUCGCCCGCACCUCCCCCAAUAACCUCAAAAUCAUCCUCACAGCCCGCCGCAUCGACGCAUUGAAACAACUCGCGGAAGACAUCACGAAGGAAGUAGGCAGCGGCGUUAAAGUCCUCCCCGUCCAACUCGACGUCAGCAAAGCCGAUCAAGUCCGCUCCUUCAUCCAGAACCUCCCACAAGAGUUCCAGCAGAUCGACGUUCUAGUAAACAAUGCGGGCCUCGUCAAGGGCGUGGAUAAGGCGGGCGAUAUCAAGGAGGAGGAUAUCAGCGUGAUGAUGGACACGAAUGUGAACGGUCUCAUUAACAUGACCAACACCGUCCUCAACCAAUACAAAACCCGCAACAACGGCGAAGGCGCCGGCGACAUCAUCAACAUCGGCUCCAUCGCCGGCCGACAAGGAUACCCAGGAGGCAGCAUCUACUGCGCAACAAAAGCUGCCGUCCGAACCUUCACAGAAGCCAUCCGUGCCGAACUCAUCUCCACAAGAAUUAGAAUAAUCGAAAUCGACCCAGGACAGGUCGAGACGGAGUUUAGCGUUGUGAGAUUUUAUGGCGACAAGGCGAAGGCGGAUAAAGUGUAUGAGGGUGUGACGCCGUUGACGCCGGGGGAUAUUGCGGAGACGGUGGUGUGGAGCGCGGGCAGGCCGGAGAAUGUGGUGAUUGCGGAUAUGUUGGUGUUUCCGAAUCAUCAGGCGAGUGCGACGCAGAUGCAUAGGAGAUCGUAA